Messenger RNA from Acaulospora morrowiae, 664 nucleotides. NCBI's taxonomy places the organism in Eukaryota, Fungi, Glomeromycota, Glomeromycetes, Diversisporales, Acaulosporaceae. The record is from the annotation of a GenBank genome assembly.
GUGCGGCCCUGGUAGCUUAUUAUUGGACCUGGCUUCCACAUACACCAAAAGCUCUUUUUUCGGCUUGGACCUGAAUCCUCUGUUUCCAACACAUAUAAAACCACCUAAUGUGUCCUUUUACGAGCACGAUAUUCUCGACGGUCUUCCGUUCGACGGGGAAAAAUUCGAUUUCGUAUACCUUCGUUUCAUGAAAGAUUUUUUUGUGGAAGAGGCUUGGAAGUACAAGGUCUUACCUGAAGUCUUGCGUGUGCUCAAACCAGGGGGUUGGAUUGAGUUUAUGGAAUUGGAUCGAAAAUUUUACGAUAUCGGACCCAUUACUUCAGAUUUCACACAAAUGUGGCUCGAUGUUAAACAAUAUCACUAUAUUUAUAUGAGCGUUCCGAAAUUUCAAGAGAUAAUACAAUCCUUCCAACCACAAUUGAUGUCAAUAACAACGGAGGAGAAGAUCAAUUAUUGGUAUCCUAUUUCGUCGCCGGAAUCUCAGAACACUGUUGACAUUGCAAAAGAACUGAUGAGGUUCACGAAAGCAAGAAUAUUAAAUUCGACGGCAAUGGAUAACCUCGAAUUUGAAGCGUUGGCCGAUAAGGUGACGGCCGAAAUCAAGGAGUAUAAGUCCUAUGGUAAAACAUAUCGUAUUUAUGCUCAAAAAAAAGCCCAUAAUUAA